AUGACUCUAUUGUGGAUGGGGUGGUGCUGCCUGAUAAACCCGUGGGAGGUGGGCGUCAGGGCAAUGACCAAGAAGGACCGCCUCUCCCAGCGCCUGGCAUUUCGAGAAAUCCUCGGGUCCAUUCGGGACAACGGGCGGUGCUCCGAGACAGUUAUCAAGCUGAAGCACGGCGACUCACUGCGUGUCGACACGUGGACGCUGACAGUGCAGCUGAAUGCUCUCCGGAAAUUUCUAGCGGACGGCUUUCAACGCCAUUUGCAGGACAACGAGUUGCUGCACCAAGUGUUCAGCUACCAGCCGCGCAUGGAGAAAAAGGAGGUUUUCCAAACCGCUGUGCAGAAGCGUAUGAUUCUCUCUCCAAACUCCGAGGCCAGUCGCAAUCGCUCUGUGGCCCGCAGACGCAGCCGUCUGGCAGCUCAGGAAAGCAACUUUGCUUUUUUUGCUCAUGAUGACUGA
Molecule: messenger RNA, 456 nt
Organism: Closterium sp. Yama58-4
Lineage: Eukaryota; Viridiplantae; Streptophyta; Zygnematophyceae; Desmidiales; Closteriaceae
Source: the annotation of a GenBank genome assembly